Apus apus (common swift) is the source of this 1525-nucleotide messenger RNA. It is a transcript of the gene BMP3, whose product is annotated as bone morphogenetic protein 3. The record is from RefSeq and is a predicted model, not a curated record. Lineage: Eukaryota; Metazoa; Chordata; Aves; Apodiformes; Apodidae. Gene Ontology annotation, biological process: osteoblast differentiation; BMP signaling pathway; SMAD protein signal transduction. The transcript has 3 exons. Gene Ontology annotation, cellular component: extracellular region. The coding region runs from base 1 to 1482 and encodes 493 amino acids. Gene Ontology annotation, molecular function: cytokine activity; growth factor activity.
AUGGCGGGGACAGCCCGCUGGCUGCUGUGCCUGUGCCUGGGCUGGGGCUGCCUGUGCCUGGCGCUGGGGGACGCGCUGCGGGCCGGCUGGGUCGGGCUGCGGCGCCGGGCGGCCCCGGGAGGAGCUCGGGCAGGCCGGGCUAGAGCCGCGGCAGGUGCCUACGGGCUGGAGCAGGAGGAGCGGCGGCGGCCGGAGCGGCUGCGCCCGGGGGACAAGGUCUCGGAGCACAUGUUGAGGCUUUACGAUCAGUACAGCGGCGAGGGGAGGGCGGCGGCGAAGCCGCAGGACCCGCUGGGGAAGCUCCGGGACCCGCCGGGGCUCCCGGCGCUGAACCUUCGCCGGGGGAACACGGUGCGUGGUUUCCGCCCGCUGGCAGCAGGGAGCCCUGAAAGCCAGGAGAUGUACAUUUUUAACUUGACGUCACUCACCGAGUCUGAAAACAUCUUGUCAGCUUCAGUGUAUUUCUAUGUUGGUGACCUGCUGCACGCUAAGUGGAACUGUUCCCAAUCCAGAGGCUGUUCUCGCCGUGGGCACAGGAAACCUGAACUUCAGAUGCAUCUUUCAGUUUGGACCUUUCCUUCUGCUGGGAACCAGACUCGGAGCCUGGGACAUUUCCUCAUCAACAUCUCCACUGCUUACCAGGAUGUCCUUUCCUGGCAGUGGAAGGAUAUCACUCAGCUCCUGCACGAAGCAAAACGAAACAAGGAACUCCUGAUGGGUGUCAAAAUGGAUCUGGCCGGCCGUCACCCCUGGAAAAGGGCCCCAUCGCGCUAUGAACCCUACGUUCUGGUUUAUGCCAAUGAUUCUGCUAUUUCAGAGCCAGAGAAUGUUGUCUCUAGUUUGCAAGGACACCGUCAUCCCCUGGCAAGGGUCUUUCCCAGGCCAGAAAACCAGGUGAGGAGCAGCCUCGGGAAACGGCGGCGGAAGCGCUCUGCAAACACCCUCUUGCCGUUGCAGAACAACGAGCUCCCGGGAGCCGAGUACCAGUACAACGAGGAGGAGAGGUGGGAAGACAGAAAAACCUACAAAACCUUUCAGCCCCGCUUAGCAGAGAGGGCAAAGAGCAAGAAAAAGCAGAGGAAGAAUCAGCACCAGAAGAGCCAGACCCUCCAGUUCGAUGAGCAAACGCUGAAGAAGGCGAGGAGGAAGCAGUGGAACGAGCCCAGGUACUGCACCCGGCGCUACCUCAAGGUGGAUUUUGCAGACAUUGGCUGGAGCGAGUGGAUUAUUUCCCCCAAAUCCUUCGAUGCCUAUUACUGCUCAGGGGAAUGCCAAUUCCCAAUUCCAAAGGCCUUGAAGCCAUCCAACCAUGCCACCAUCCAGAGCAUAGUGAGAGCUGUUGGGGUCGUCCCGGGCAUUCCUGAGCCUUGCUGCGUUCCUGACAAAAUGUCCUCUCUUAGUAUCUUAUUCUUUGAUGAAAAUAAAAACGUGGUUCUUAAGGUGUACCCCAACAUGACAGUGGAAUCCUGUGCGUGCAGAUAACAUCUCGGGAGACCCUUUUGGAAUGCUGAGGUGAUCACUUGGU